GGGAGCAGAGCCCGGGAGCUCAGCAGCGUCCCUCGCACAGCCCCGAGGGGCACAGGGCAGCCCAGCCCGGAGAGAAGAGCUGCAGGGAGCAGCCUGUCCCCUCCUGCAGCCUCCCAGCAUGGCUUCACCCAUGAGGAGUUUGCUGGCAGAUCUUGACAGAUACGUCCAGUCCUUCCGCGUCUUCCUGGAGCGGUCCACGGAGCACCAGAGCAUGCAGGAGUUCGUGGAGAAGCACCUGCCAGAUGUCAUAGCCAGUAUUGGAAAUGGGAAGUCUGCAAUCAAUGUUCUAAGUGUUGGUGGUGGAGCAGGUGAGAUGGACUUGCAGAUCCUCUCAAAAAUACGAGCCAGAUAUCCUGGGGUCACCAUCAACAAUGAUGUGAUAGAGCCAAGUGCUGACCAAAUCUCCAAGUACAAAGAGCAUGUGGCUCAGGCAUCAAACCUCGAGAACAUAAAGUUUACCUGGCACAAGGAGACAGCUAAUGAAUAUGAAAGUCGAAUGAAUGCAGAAAAGAAGACUAAAAAAUGGGACUUCAUUCACAUGAUCCAGAUGCUCUAUUAUGUGAAAGAUAUCCCAGCAACCAUCCGGUACUUCCACAGCCUCCUGGACUCACAGGCCAAGCUCCUCAUCAUCCUGGUGUCAGGAAAGAGUGGCUGGGAAACGCUGUGGAAGAAGUAUGGGCCUUCCUUCCCCCUGGAGGAUCUUUGCUCCUAUGUUUCCUCUGGUGAUUUGCCCAGGAUGCUGGAUUCAGCUGGGCUGAAGUACCAGCUCUAUGAGCUGCCAUCCCACAUGGACAUAACCAGCUGCUUUAGUGAAGGGGACAAAGAUGGGGAGCUCUUGCUGGAUUUCCUGACAGAAACACUUGACUUUGCUAAAACUGCCCCUCCUGAGCUAAAGCAACAGGUAAUGGAGGAGUUGAGAAAGCCUGGCUGCAGUGAAAUCAGAGAUGGGAAGGUGUUUUUCAAUAACAGCCUGGGUGUAAUAGUGGUUGAGCCAUGAGUUAACCUCUUCUUCUUGAUUCAAAGCAAAGAGAUACAAACUGUUGACAGCUGAAAUGUAUUUUUUCAUCUUUAAUAAAUGGCUUCAUUUACUUCA
Agelaius phoeniceus (red-winged blackbird) is the source of this 1093-nucleotide messenger RNA. Its product is annotated as histamine N-methyltransferase-like. The record is from RefSeq and is a predicted model, not a curated record. Gene Ontology annotation, molecular function: N-methyltransferase activity. Lineage: Eukaryota; Metazoa; Chordata; Aves; Passeriformes; Icteridae.